This is a messenger RNA of Salvia miltiorrhiza (redroot sage), 2233 nucleotides long. RefSeq names its product xyloglucan-specific galacturonosyltransferase 1-like. Bases 102 to 1679 code for a protein of 525 amino acids. The record is from RefSeq and is a predicted model, not a curated record. The transcript has a single exon. Gene Ontology annotation, molecular function: glycosyltransferase activity. NCBI's taxonomy places the organism in Eukaryota, Viridiplantae, Streptophyta, Magnoliopsida, Lamiales, Lamiaceae.
ACGUGCUUCCAUCGAUCAAUCGAUGUUUCUGGUGAAUCCCACACCCUGCACUAUUAAAGCAAGAGAAAAAACUCUGUGAUUCCAUCAAUUAAUUUAUCGAAAUGGCUGUUUUAGUGUCCAGGAAGAAGCAGAGGCUGUCUAAGAAAUUAGAGGCUGAUGAAGUAGGUUUCUUGUGUUUAUUUCUUGAAAAGGUUAUGCUAAGGGUGCCAGCAGCCUUUUUCAUCCUAGCUUUCAUCUACAUUUGGUCUUCUUCCACCACCAUUCUUUCCGGCGACAUCGUUCAUGUCUGCGUAUCGUCUAGGAAGCUCAACAAUCUCUACUGCCUCUCCGCCGGCACUCAACCCAACUUCAACAUCGUCCAAAACAGCACUACAACUGCUGAUUUUGGUUCCAUGAUUCCUAAUAUUGAGAAUUACAGUGCGGUGGGAAAUGCAUACGAAGUGGUUGAGGAGCAGCUGCAGCUGCACCGAUCAUGGAGAUCGAGUUCAUCAAAUCCCACAACGUGUCAAGGAAGGGGUAUUUACGUUUACGAGCUGCCAUCCAAGUUCAACAAGGACUUGGCAGCUCAAUGCCACGACAUGAUCCCGUGGCUCGACUUCUGCACCUACUUGAGCAACGGCGGGCUAGGGGAGGCCGUGGAGGAGCUCGGCAGCGGCUGGUACAACACGCACCAGUACGCGCUGGAGCCCAUCUUCCACGCGCGUGUGCUGAAUCAUCCCUGCCGAGUUCACGACGCGAGCGAGGCGAAGCUCCUCUACGUGCCCUACUACGGCGGCCUCGACGUCCUCAGAUGGCACUUCAACAACGUCACCAACUCCGUCAAGGACGCCCUCUCGUUAGACCUCGUGAGGUGGCUCCAAACGCAGUCGUCGUGGUACAAAAACAUGGGCAAGGACCAUGUGUUGGUGCUUGGUAAAAUCUCGUGGGAUUUCCGGAGAAACGAGAGGGAUUCGUGGGGUACGAGGCUGCUGGAGCUCGACGAGAUGCAAAAUCCGAUCAAGCUCUUGAUUGAACGCCAUCCCUGGCGAGUAAACGACAUCGGCAUUCCCCAUCCGACUUUCUUCCACCCGCACACCGACGCCGACAUCGUGUCGUGGCAGAUUAAGAUGAGUAGAUCCGCCACGAGGAAUGUCGUCGUCGGCUUCGCUGGGGCAGCGAGGCCCGGCUCGGCGGAGAGCAUCCGCUCGGUACUGAUCGAGCAAUGCACCUCCGCCGGGGACGGGGAGUGCAGGUUCCUCAACUGCACGUCGGGGCAGUGCGACCGCCCCGACUCGAUUGUGGGGCUGUUUGCGGAGGCUGAGUUCUGUCUGCAGCCUCCGGGAGACAGCCCCACGAGGAAAUCGGUAUUUGAUUCGCUGGUUGCGGGGUGCAUUCCGGUGCUGUUUGAUCCGAUGACGGCUUACUAUCAGUAUGCGUGGCAUCUUCCGGAAGAGAGGGACAAGUAUUCGGUUUUCAUCGACAAAGAAGAAGUGAGGAACAAGAGUGUGAAUGUUGUGGAGAGGCUCGUCAGUAUUCCGGCCAGAGAAAGGGAGAACAUGAGGAGAUAUAUUGUUUACGAGCUGUUGCCUGGACUAAUUUAUGGAGAUUUGGAUUCCAAAUUCGACAAGUUUCAAGAUGCAUUUUCCAUAACCAUCAAUAGUUUGCUCGAGAGUACUGUUAGCAGAUUGAGUCGUGUAUGAAGAUUACGAGUUUGUUCUUAUGUUUAUAUGUAUUAUAUAUGUCAAUACACAAAAUUAUUAAUUUUCAUAAAACAAAAAUAAAAAGUAUUCACUAAGAUUUUUUUUUUUAAACUUAAAAACUUAACCAUUUUUUUAUGUAAGAUUAUAAUUUUACUCUUAUCAUUAAUUUUUCACACUACUACAAAUUCUCUCGUAGCCUACAGUUUUAAACCAUAGACUAUGAUAAUUUUAUUCUUAUGUAAGAUACAAAUAUGUACCCUCGAUCGAAAGCAAAGAGACAAAUGAAGAAGAAGAAGAAGAGUGGGAAAUAGCAAAACGAGAUGAAUUCAGCUCAUGGCAAUUUCUACUACUACUCGAUGAUUUACAAGUGGUGCGUUGGAGAGCUGAUGAAACUAACUUCCCUAGACUCUGCCAUCUCAUUAUACAAUCUAGAGGAAAUCCCCACCGGCAUUGGAGAAAUCCCAACCCUCCAAUUAAUCCACUUAGGGUGUGUUCUCUUUGGUUGUAAAUUUGUCAUGGGAAAAGGAAUGAUAAACAAAAUUUCACCCUUUAAA